AUGGGCUGCUCUGGAGGUUCUGGGGGCUGCGUGUCUGGCUGUGGAGGCUGCGGUGGAGGCUGUGGAUCUGGGUGCUGCAUGCCCACGUGCUGCACGACCUGCUGUGUGCCAGUGUGCUGCAGCUCUGGUUGCGGCAAAGGAGGCUGUGGAUCCUGCGGAGGCUCCAAAGGAGGCUGUGGUUCGUGCGGAGGCUGUGGAUCCUGUGGAGGCACUAAAGGAGGCUGUGGAUCUUGCGGAGGCAGCAAAGGAGGUUGUGGAUCUUGUGGAGGCAGCAAAGGAGGCUGUGGAUCCUGCGGAGGCUCUAAAGGAGGCUGUGGUUCGUGUGGAGGCUGUGGAUCCUGCGGAGGCUCCAAAGGAGGCUGUGGUACAUGCGGAGGCUGUGGUUCUUGCUGCCAGUCCUGCUGCUUUGCACCCUGCUGUUCCCAGACCAGCUGCUGUGUGCCCUGCUGUGUGCCCUCCUGCUGCCCGCCCAGCUGCUCUGUGCCCUGCUGCUGCCAGGCCAGCUGCUGUAAGCCCCCCUGCUGCCAGGCUGGCUGCUGCGUGCCCUGCUGCUGCCAGUCCAGCUGCUGUAAGCCCCCCUGCUGCCAGUCCGACUGCUGUGUGCCCUGCUGUAAGCCCCCCUGCUGUGCCCAGGCCAGCUGCAAUCACCCCCUCUGCUGCCAGUGUAAGAUCUAA
Tachyglossus aculeatus (Australian echidna) is the source of this 675-nucleotide messenger RNA. RefSeq names its product keratin-associated protein 5-10-like. The coding region runs from base 1 to 675 and encodes 224 amino acids. NCBI's taxonomy places the organism in Eukaryota, Metazoa, Chordata, Mammalia, Monotremata, Tachyglossidae. The transcript is spliced from 2 exons. The record is from RefSeq and is a predicted model, not a curated record.